GCAGGUUGUAGUUUUUGUUUUGUCCCGAAAGGCUUACCAUGAAUUGCCAGGGCUGAGAGAGAUGAAGAGGAUAUGCGGCGGUGACAGUCGGCUUUCCUUGUGUGAACUGGAGCCGGAAAACCUUGAGAACUUAUUCUUCGAUCCAGACAUGGCGCAGGAGAAAAUGGAACUAGAUUUCGAGCUGCCGCCGACUUCCACCACCUCAGACAGCAACAUUUUGAGAAGAGUCAGCAGUGCCCCUUUGAUCAAUGGACUUGGUUUUAAUUCACAGGUGUUGCAAGCUGACACAUUAAGAGUUAGGACAAACAGAAAAACGUUUGGGAAUCAACAUUCUCCGGAAAUCACUCCACCCACUUCUGUUGAACAGAAGCCCGAACACCUCUUCUGACAUUGAGACUGCCUUCUCUCAAAUCACCCUUUUGCUUUAUCUCCUAACAACUCUGAAGUUGGCAUGCCUGUUUCUUUCUCUCCCACCAGGAAUUCUGGCACUUUUGCUCAAUCUGCGUGUCACUGCCUCACUUCUCCAUCCCCACUCCCUCCUCUUCCAAAGGAAGCAGGGGGAAUGUCUCAUCUUCCUAAGAAAAAAGGUUGUGCUUUUCUUGAGCAAUUCAUCUGUUCUAAUUUUAUGCCUACUGACAUCUAUCUCAUUAGAUUUUGCUUUUCACACUGGCAACCACAAACCCCAAAUCUACUGUAUGGCCCACAAAGUCACAGGCAUGUAGUACAUUCCUGCCCUGCUUUGUGCCCUGUGCAUCCAGCCCAUGUUCAGUUGGUGUCAAGUAGCAUUAUAGGCCACCUUAAAUCAUUUCUGAAACUAGGCAGAGACAUUUAUGAACAUAGUGUACAACCCUUUGUUUAGGAUUUUCUGAGCAUUUUGUCUGUAGUUACUGUAGUUCGAGAUGGCUUAAAAACAGCAAACCUAGGAAAAUGAAAAAUAAUUUUUAAAAAUCUUAAUGUCUUUACAAUAUUAGUUUAUGGUGAUCUUUCUUAAAUGGAACUAGGUUUGAUUUUUCCUCCUAUCUUAAUUCCUUCACUGGAGAUAAUUGUUGGGAAUUAGCUUCACCCAGAACCCUCCCUAACCUCCCCCUACUUCUACUCCCAGCCUGCUUCACACCAUGACAUUGUUCUUUGGUGCUGAUAAUCUUAGUUCCUUCCAAGGACUUUUUACUCUCCUGGAGUGGGAGAGAAAGGCACAGUGGGAAAUUUACACAAAAGAUACCAGUGAGGUUUAUUACAUCUGAGGAAACUCAUUAUUUCUAUUUUAAUACUUUGUUUCAUGUGGAAAAAUUAUCUAAGGUAAUUCCUUUGCAAACGCCACUUGUAGUACUUAAUUUGGGGACAAUUCUCUUCCAGAAGUCUUGUUUUCUACAAUUAAUUUCUCACAUUAUUACUAAAAGAAUUGGCCAAUACAAUGUUUGAUCCACAUUUUGUCCAAUUAAAAGUCCUUCUUGUAGCUUAUGAUUCUGUUGCUCAAGUUCAAAUCCUACUACCUCAGACAUUUCACACUGUCUCCCUGCUGGUAUCAUCAAUUUCAGUCAAUCUUCUCACGAUUUCCUGGACAAAGUUUUUCAGUUGGAAAUCCUAAGCCUUUGUCUGAACCUAAACUAGUUCUUUCCCAUCCCUUAGGUAGUCAUUAAAAAUAAUCUCUUCUAGGAAAUCUU
Sapajus apella (tufted capuchin) is the source of this 1661-nucleotide messenger RNA. It is a transcript of the gene PABIR3, whose product is annotated as family with sequence similarity 122C. NCBI's taxonomy places the organism in Eukaryota, Metazoa, Chordata, Mammalia, Primates, Cebidae. The transcript is spliced from 4 exons. The record is from RefSeq and is a predicted model, not a curated record. The coding region runs from base 62 to 388 and encodes 108 amino acids. Gene Ontology annotation, molecular function: protein serine/threonine phosphatase inhibitor activity. Gene Ontology annotation, biological process: mitotic G2/M transition checkpoint. Gene Ontology annotation, cellular component: cytoplasm; nucleus.